Messenger RNA from Oxyura jamaicensis (ruddy duck), 1355 nucleotides. It is a transcript of the gene CCDC138, whose product is annotated as coiled-coil domain containing 138. Bases 1 to 693 code for a protein of 230 amino acids. The transcript has 4 exons. The record is from RefSeq and is a predicted model, not a curated record. NCBI's taxonomy places the organism in Eukaryota, Metazoa, Chordata, Aves, Anseriformes, Anatidae.
AUGUACUCCUAUAUUUCAGUCUAUUGGUAUUGUGGUUUAGAAAAUCAUAAACUUGAAAUAACUGAUAUUGUGGAUGUAUUGCAGUCACUACCGAAUACAGAAGUUUACAACCUCUUAACUAUUCUUAUGGACUGGAUCUCAGAUGAACACCUUAGCAAAACAGGAAUACAGGAAAACUACACUCUGGUAAACUGUAAGAAGCUUUUGCCUAUGGUCACUGGACAGCUCCAGUGGAUGCCAUUUGUGGAUCCUAACCUACAUAUGCCUGUGAUUCAAUUUAUCUACUGGUCUCUAAGGCAGCUAGACACUGGUAUUCAGCAUGAAAGCAUGAUAUCAACAAUGGAGAGACUUGGAGAACUUUGUUUCAAAGGUGUCAUAGAUAAGGGAAACCUGCAAAAACAGUCUAAACGAAGUAAACCAAAACGCGCACUUUUCUUUAGAAGCCCCUUUAUGCCUUUGAGGUUUCUGUCAACUUUAAUUGUGCUUGUAACAGCAAAACGAGUGAAUUACCUGACUCAGGCAUUUCAAUCCCUUUGCGUGGACUUGAAGACAGAUGAAGGAAAGACCUUAUUUUUGCAAUACGAAUGUGUGCCUGUCAUGCUAAGCCACUUAAAUAUAUCCAGAAAACGUCUCCUUUCUGGUGCUCUUGAUGCACUAGUUGAGAUGGCCAUGAACUCUAAAAAAAGUGAGUAACUGAAAAAAAUAUAUAUCAAGUUAUGAUGAAAAUAGGUGAGAUAAGCAUAAAUACUAAAUAAAAAAUAACGUGAUGCUUCUCUGUAAAUAAACUAACCUAGCAUUAGCAUUCAUUUGUGUCAUCUAAAUUCAUUAGAGAUAUAAAAUAUGUUUCUGAAUUGUCCGUCUCUUCUCACUGUCAGCAUCUGUGCUUUACAUAUUGUCCUGGUUGCUUUCUUACUGGUGUGAUUUUUUUUGUUAUUAUAUUUAGUUUAGCUUUUCUGUUUAUUCCACUGGUUUACCUUGCUGAUAUUUUGCCAAUGAGUAUUUUUGUUUUGAAGUAAGGCUGUGCCAGGGCAGCCAUUUCAUGAAAUGCUGUUAGCAGGUGGAGAUUAAAAAAAAAAAAAACAAACAACUUUUAUCUUUUUUUCCCCUAAUAUGAGCAGCUCACCCCUAGUCAUUUUUCACUUUCAGAUAAUUGGAAAUGGCACAUCUGUAAGAGACAGUUAUGAUUCACUGAAUUGUACUGUGGUGUGGUCCUAUAAAAGGGUUAACAGUCUUUGUUCACAGUGCUUUUCCAGGUGAUACAAGCAAAGAAUCAUUUGAUAACAAUCUGGAUGAAUGCAAAAGUAGUGAGCCAUUUCAGUGUCAUGUGGAGUAAUCCUUGUUACUUUUCUUAAAAU